Molecule: messenger RNA, 1591 nt
Organism: Hemiscyllium ocellatum (epaulette shark)
Lineage: Eukaryota; Metazoa; Chordata; Chondrichthyes; Orectolobiformes; Hemiscylliidae
Product: leucine-rich repeat-containing protein 20-like
Exons: 5
Coding region: 280-801 (173 amino acids)
Molecular function (GO): protein binding
Source: RefSeq, a predicted model, not a curated record
CAGUAUUCAGUCUGACUAGGAGGGUCCUCACAGGCGGGGGUAACAGAUCUCUCGGUGUCCUGGCUCCUCUCUGCAUAGACACAGACUGUUUGAAUCUGCUCUGCUGUUUCUGGUUGUGCACGGUUUUUGCUCACUUCAAGAAGGGUUACACCCGAAACAGCGACUUCACCUCCUGAUGCUGCCUGACUUGCGGUGUUUUCCCAGCCUCCUGCCUGUCUACUUCCCAGUUGCGAGCAUUUUUAAGAAGUUUUGCUGCUCCUUUGGAGUGCUGGAAAGGCGAUGGCGAAAGAUGCAGCAAGAGUGGCUCGGAUUGUCAAUGAGACUGUGGAGGAAGGCAGAAACUCUUUAGAUCUGUCAAACUGCAAACUAACCACUUUUCCAGUUGCGCUCUUCAAAGUCAUGAAGAACGUUGUGGCAAACAUUCACAUCAUUUCACUGGAAAACAAUGAACUGAAAUCUAUCUCUGGUGAAUUUAUGACCAACUUUAACCAGCUCCGUGAGUUAAACCUUGCAGGAAAUAACCUCAACCAUCUUCCUGAUGAAGUUAAAUCUUUGACACACUUGACGAGUAUUAACCUGGCAAGGAACAAAUUCUCAGUUUUUCCACACCAGCUAACUGAACUGACAACACUGGAAACAAUUAACCUGGAGGAGAAUCAGAUUGCUGAGAUACCAGUUGACAGUCUUGCCUCAAUGCCCUCCCUCAAGUCGUUGAAUAUGAAAUCCAACCCUUUCAGCAGUGAUAGCCAGAGAACUCAGCAGAGUGUGUUGACGUUUGAAUUACUCACAAGAGAUGAAUAAAUAGUUGUGGAAUAGAGGACGAAGCUUGUUUAGAGUGAACAAUACCACUGGCUCAAGGAUUUGGUCCCUGGAAAAUGGGAUAGUGACUGGCAAAAUAUGGCAUUUUACCAGAAAAUAUAGCUGAUUGAGUGAUUUGUUUGAACCAUCCAAUGUAAAUUGAGUGGUGGUUGCACUUAAGUCUUCUGGAGCCUUUAUUUAUUUAUUUGUGACAGCUUUGGUUUUUCAGAUAAAGCAAUUAAAAUUCUGCAUUCACAGUUCUUUCAGUUUUAUUUAAAAUUUCUGUUCUAUUCUGCUUUACAAGAAUUUGAUCAGAAAUUAUUUGACCUUUUGAACUAACUAUAGUGAAAAGAAUCUACAGACAAAAAUAGAAAUUGCUGGAAAACCUCAGCAGGUCUGGCAGCAUCUGUGGAGAGAAAUCAGAGUUAAAGUUUUGGUUUCCUGACCCUUCCUCAGUUCUCACCUGACCCAAAAUAUUAACUCUGAUUUCUCUGCACAGAUGCUACUAGACCUACUGAGCUUUUCCAGUAAUUUCUGUUUUUGUCUAUGAUUAACAGCGUCCGCAGUUCUUUCGGUUUCUAUUUUCUCCACAGUUGGCUGUUAUCCUGAAAAGCUUUGCUAAUUAAACAUCUUUUCUGUUGAAAUAUGAAUAACAAAUAUCACCCUGUCAGCUUCCCCUUUAAGCUGCUGAUGUAAAAUUGUUAUUGUAUGAUGGGUAAUGGUUAUGGCUUUUCAGUCAAAUUAUAUUUAAAAAGAAACACUGUGAUAAUUACAUUAAAAAACUGAUGUGUUA